Molecule: messenger RNA, 921 nt
Organism: Bufo bufo (common toad)
Lineage: Eukaryota; Metazoa; Chordata; Amphibia; Anura; Bufonidae
Product: microtubule-associated protein 6-like
Exons: 6
Coding region: 1-921 (306 amino acids)
Source: RefSeq, a predicted model, not a curated record
AUGAAAAAGGUGCACGUGGGAUGGAAGCUCCCGGGCAGGACCUACCGCUACCUUCAGAACCAGCUCGUCCCACGCAAAUGCAUCCUGCAGACCAUAGCGGCUCCUGUGAGAUCCUUCCUGCAGACCAUAGGGGCUCCUGUGAGGUCCUUCCUGCAGAUCAUAGGGGCUCUUGUGAGGUCCUUCCUGCAGACCAUAGGGGCUCCUGUGAGGUCCUUCCUGCAGACCAUAGGGGCUCCUGUGAGAGCCUUCCUGCAGAUCAUAGGGGCUCCUGUGAGGUCCUUCCUGCAGACCAUAGUGGCUCCUGUGAGGUCCUUCCUGCAGACCAUAGGGGCUCCUGUGAGGUCCUUCCUGCAGACCAUAGGGGCUCCUGUGAGGUCCUUCCUGCAGACCAUAGGGGCUCCUGUGAGGUCCUUCCUGCAGACCAUGAGGGCUCCUGUGAGGUCCUUCCUGCAGACCAUAGGGGCUCCUGUGAGGUCCUUCCUGCAGACCAUGGGGGCUCCUGUGAGGUCCUUCCUGCAGACCAUGAGGGCUCCUGUGAGGUCCUUCCUGCAGACCAUAGGGGCUCCUGUGAGGUCCUUCCUGCAGACCAUAGGGGCUCCUGUGAGGUCCUUCCUGCAGACCAUAGUGGCUCCUGUGAGGUCCUUCCUGCAGACCAUGAGGGCUCCUGUGAGGUCCUUCCUGCAGACCAUAGGGGCUCCUGUGAGGUCCUUCCUGCAGACCAUAGGGGCUCCUGUGAGAUCCUUCCUGCAGAUCAUAGGGGCUCCUGUGAGGUCCUUCCUGCAGACCAUAGUGGCUCCUGUGAGGUCCUUCCUGCAGACCAUGAGGGCUCCUGUGAGGUCCUUCCUGCAGACCAUAGGGGCUCCUGUGAGGUCCUUCCUGCAGACCAUAGGGGCUCCUGCAGAGCCCAUUGUGUUUUGGUAG